AUGGAGUCUGCCUGCCAGGGAAGACCCGUCCUCAGCGUCGCUUUCUCCCGUAGCGCCUCGGCGCUGAUCGUCCCUAGCGCUGGAGGCGUUCCCUCCCUCAAGUGCCGCUACAUCACCUGCGGACAAGACGACGAGAUGACGACGCCGGCAUUGCGAACAGACCUCGACUACAAACAAUUUCUGCGCAUAACGCCUUGA
Colletotrichum higginsianum IMI 349063 is the source of this 198-nucleotide messenger RNA. RefSeq lists its product as uncharacterized. The coding region runs from base 1 to 198 and encodes 65 amino acids. The transcript is spliced from 2 exons. Lineage: Eukaryota; Fungi; Ascomycota; Sordariomycetes; Glomerellales; Glomerellaceae. The record is from RefSeq and is a predicted model, not a curated record.